Messenger RNA from Anguilla rostrata (American eel), 3434 nucleotides. Its product is annotated as cytochrome P450 1A1. The transcript has 7 exons. Lineage: Eukaryota; Metazoa; Chordata; Actinopteri; Anguilliformes; Anguillidae. The record is from RefSeq and is a predicted model, not a curated record. Bases 326 to 1885 code for a protein of 519 amino acids. Gene Ontology annotation, molecular function: steroid 17-alpha-monooxygenase activity; oxidoreductase activity, acting on paired donors, with incorporation or reduction of molecular oxygen, reduced flavin or flavoprotein as one donor, and incorporation of one atom of oxygen; heme binding. Gene Ontology annotation, biological process: hormone biosynthetic process; progesterone metabolic process.
AUGCACAUUUGAAAGAACACCACCUACAGCGAAUAACAGACAUUUCUUCAUAGCCAUGCCGAGUUUCAAAACAAUGUCUAGAAAGAAAGAGAAAACAUGCACUCAGCCGAGGCGACUGUGCGAUUUCUGUAUUUGCGUAAAUACUCAGAUCUCCCCACUACUCCAAACAGUUCCUGGCUCCGAUUGCAAUACUGUGGCGCUGCGUUGCAAGUCAUGAUACUCUCCAACUAUUCACUUUGCAGGGGGUCACACAGCUUCUAUAAAGGGAGUCUGGAAGCCACAUAAGGAAUAAUCUCCUUUGGGGUGCUCCUCUCAUUUCAGGACCAUGGAAACACUGGUGUGGAAGGUCUUGCUGGAGGACAUGCUAACAUCCACGUCCAGUUUGACGGUGGUGCUCUGCGUUGUCGUGGUGAUCCUGCUGGCCCUGAGGGGCAGGGACUGCGGCGUCCCCGACGGGCAGAGCCCCCAGCGGCCCCCGGGGCCCACCCCCUGGCCCCUGGUGGGGAACCUCUUCCAGCUGGGGGACCAGAUGCACCUGUCCCUGACCAGCAUGCGGGCCGAGUACGGGGACGUCUUCCGCGUGAAGAUGGGCUCCCUGGAGGUGGUGGUGCUGAGCGGCUACGGAACCAUCCGGAAGGCCCUGGUGCGGCAGGGCGAGGCCUUCGCCGGGCGGCCCGACCUCUUCACCUUCUCCGCCGUGGCCAACGGCACCAGCAUGACCUUCAGCGAGAAGUACGGCGAGGCCUGGGUCAGCCACAAGAGGAUCUGCCGGAACGCCCUGCGCUCCUUCUCCCAGGCGGAGGCCCGGGACUCCUCCUGCUCCUGCCUGCUGGAGGAGCACGUGCGGGCCGAGGCUCUGAGGAUGGUGGAGGAUCUCCGGGGCAACGGCGGGGGCGAGGGCGCGGAUCCCGCCGUACCGCUGGUCACGUCCGUCGCCAACGUGGUGUGCGCGCUCUGCUUCGGCAAGCGCUACGACCGCGACGACAAGGACUUCCUCAGCAUCGUCCAAAUCAACAACGAGGUGCUGCGCAUCUUCGCCUCGGGGAACCUGGCCGACUUCUUCCCCGUGUUCCGCUACCUGCCCAGCCCUUCCCUCCGCAAGAUGGUCCAGUACAUACACAGGAUGAACAGCUUCAUGGAGAGGAACAUCCAGGAGCAUCUCACCACCUUUAACAAGAGCUGUAUCCGCGACAUCACAGAUGCCCUGAUCGCACUUUGUGAGGACAGGCAGGAGGACAGACAGACCGACAUGCUCACCAACAAUCAGAUAGUGCACUCUGUCAUCGACAUUUUUGGGGCAGGAUUUGACACCAUCAUAGCAGGUUUACAGUGGAGUCUGCUCUACCUUAUAAAGUUCCCUGACAUCCAGGCUAAAAUUAAUCAGGAAAUGGGUGAGAAGAUUGGCUCCGACAGACUGCCGAGGUUUGAGGACAAACCCAACAUGCCCUUAACGGAGGCUUUUAUAUAUGAAGUAUUCAGACACGCGUCGUAUGUUCCCUUCACAAUACCGCACUGCACCACAGACAACAGUGUCCUGAAUGGAUAUUUUAUUCCCAAAGACACCUGCAUUUUCAUCAACCAGUAUCAAGUGAACCAUGACACAGACUUAUGGGGUGAUCCUGGCUCGUUCCGGCCUGAGAGGUUUCUAGAUGGCUCUGGGCAUCUGAACAAGGACUUGACAGAAAAGGUGAUGAUAUUUGGGAUGGGUAAGAGGCGAUGCCUCGGUGACAACUUUGCCCGGCUGGAGAUGUUCAUCUUCCUCACCACGCUUCUUCACCACCUCCAGAUUGAAAAUGUGCCAGGCCAGGAGCUCGACCUCGCUGCCGAGUUUGGCCUGACCAUGAAACCCAAGCCAUAUAAGAUUGCGGUCUUGCCACGCCGUUAACGCCAUAGCCUUCUCUCAUCAGGGUUAGCAUAAUAGCCUUGCUCUCACUAGCAUUAGCAUCAUAGCCUUCCCUCACCAGGGUUAGCAUAAUAGCCUUCCUCUCUCUAGCAUUAGCGCCAUAGCCAUCUGUCAACAAUGUUAGCAUAAUAGCCUUCCACUCACUAGCAUAAGCGCCAUAGCCAUAUGUGCAUUAUAAACAAAAAGGAGGGCCCAAAAGAACAAUUUAUGAAGUAUAUUAAGUAUGAUUCCUACUUUCCAUAAUGUAUAUUUAAUACCUUUAUGAGGAGUUGCACAAGUACUUUCAUGAGCAAUUUCUCCUUUGCAAAACUUCUUGACAGUUUCCCAGCAAGAAACGUCUAAAAUGUAUCUAAAAGGAGUUCAUUACAUUGAAACAUUCACAUAUUUUUUUUUUCGGAGAUGGAUAAGUGCACAGGGAACAUUGCGUAUCCUUAGCAAUGAGUUCAGCGGGACAAUGCCUGUGCGUCGGGGACUGUGUUCUUAACUCCGGGAUUUAGGAACUGCCUUCGGCGUGUCUAAAGCUAUUAGCUUAGCCAGUCUCUGCGCUAGCCGUCCUGCUCUCCUGUCAUGACAGAUUCUGUACGUCUUAAUUAUCUCCCCUCCUCCGGGCGCCGCAAUUAGAAUUAGUCUCUGUGUUUAAAAGGCCUUUUAAACACAGUCUUACAAAACAAGACCGCGAGGGGGGGGGGAAUGAAAUGGGGAACGAGAGAAAUUGGGCUGAGAUAAAUAAAUUGGAAAAGCGUGGUGGGAGAUUUGGGCCGGAACUAAACGCCGUGACGGAAUUUCAUUAAAUUAGACGGGAUAUCUUGACGAGUUAAUCAAGCUCCGAGAGCCGGCAUGAAUUCGGCUGGCUCCUUCGCGGCGGGUUUUUGGCACGGGCCCGUCCCCUAUGGAGCCGGUAGCUAGGCACAGAGAGAGAGAGAGAGUUUGGGGGAAAAAAAAACGACCACGGAGUAAUUAAACCAUCACAAAUCACCAGAGCCCAAGGGGCUUCACAGGAUCAAAUUCUUACCUGACACCAAGGUGAGGGGGAGCUACCCUUGUAGCUGCAGUUAACCCCUCCGAAUUAGGGCUUGUACAUUUUAAAUCUCCAUCCGGUGUAUUUUAGUUGUUUUACUUUUACAUUCUACUGCAAAAUUUUGAUGUAGAAACCUAUUUCUGAGUGUCUGUGCGAACACUUAAAAUGGACAAGAGGGUUUUAGCAUAAUAUGUCAGAUUAUUUAGGCCUGUAUGUCUUUUUACAGAACAUGUUGGUUAGAAGAAUAUGGAUGUCACUAGUGUACAUCAUCACUAAGCACUUGUCUGUACAGUGAUUUAAUCUACGUAUGAUAAUAGUGAAUGAAUGCUCUUUCAGAUGGAGAAAUAUAUCUAUGCACCUUAUGUCGUCUGUAACCAUGUAUGAAUUGUAUAGAAUGUGUGCUUUAACACUUUUAUAAUGACAAUACUACUGUAUGUAAUGGUUGUAGUCUAUGAAAAGCAGCUCUGACAGUUAAUGUACCUGUCAAAUAAACUACAAGUCAAGCAAAACAAA